AUGAGGUGGUGUGUGUUGAUCAUACUCCUGGUAGGGGCUGUGUUCGGUGAGCAAUCUGAACAAGAAGAUAGGAAACAGGGUAAGAGAGGUAUCUUUAACAACGAACGACCUCCUCAGUUCGUCAAGGCGAAUGUUGUGACAGAAGAAUUCCAUUACCCAGUUCCAGUGACCGUCGAAAAACGCGUGCCUUAUCCAGUACAAGUUCCAGUAAAUAGACCAGUACCCGUCGAAGUGCCCAGGCCGUACCCAGUGCAUAUCGAGCAUAGGAUAGCAGUACCGGUAAGAGUACCAUUUCCACAACCGUACCCUAUUUAUAAGAAUAUACCAGUACCUGUUCGCAUACCAGUUGACAACCCCGUACCUGUGAAAGUGACCAAACCGAUACCAUUUUAUGUUGAGAAGCAGGUACCAUAUCCUGUCGAAAAGAAGAUAUACAUCCCAGUCAAGGAGUACGUGGACGUACCACGGCCUGUGAAAAUCCCUGUGCCUGUAGAGAAAAAAGUGCCAUUCUAUGUGGAGAAGAAGUUCCCAGUGAAAGUUGAAGUACCGGUGGACAAGCCUUAUCCAGUUUAUGUCCCCAAACCGUACGCUUUUCCUGUAGAGAAAAAGGUACCGUUUUAUGUUGAAAAGGAUGAACCACCGCCGACAACACACGAGCCGUCGUACCAACAUGAUUCCGAGGAAGAGGAAUAUGAAGAACCUCCCUAUAACGAAGAAGAAGAGUACGACGACGAAGAGUAUGAUAAUUACGAAGACUAA
Messenger RNA from Nezara viridula (southern green stink bug), 759 nucleotides. NCBI's taxonomy places the organism in Eukaryota, Metazoa, Arthropoda, Insecta, Hemiptera, Pentatomidae. The record is from the annotation of a GenBank genome assembly.